AGUGUUCUUCCGGGUGCGUUGCUGCAGGUUCAGCUCACAUGUUCAUCAGUUUUGAAUGCUUCAGUGUGGUGUGGUGUGAGCAGUGGUGCUGGACGCUGAGACGGGAGCCCAGGGAAGCUCUGAAGCCAUGACAUGGGUGCAGUGACCUAUGAAGACGUGCAUGUGAAGUUCACUCAGGAAGAGUGGGCUUUGCUGGAUCCUUCCCAGAAGAGCCUCUACAGAGAUGUGAUGCUGGAGACCUACAGGAACCUCGCUGCUAUAGGCUCCAGUUGGGAAGAACAUGAUAUUGAAGAACAUGGUCAAAGUUCUAGAAGAUUUGGAAGCCUUGAAGAAAACACCUUUCUUGGUACAUCUAAAUUUCUGAAUGCGUGAUAGCUGUCAUACUGAAGAGAAACCUGACGAAUAUACUGAAGGUGAUAAAACCUUGACAUAUCCCAGUCACCCUCAAAGACAUGAAAUAAUUCAUAC
Molecule: messenger RNA, 468 nt
Organism: Acomys russatus (golden spiny mouse)
Lineage: Eukaryota; Metazoa; Chordata; Mammalia; Rodentia; Muridae
Product: zinc finger protein 431-like
Exons: 5
Coding region: 133-372 (79 amino acids)
Biological process (GO): regulation of DNA-templated transcription
Source: RefSeq, a predicted model, not a curated record